Carcharodon carcharias (great white shark) is the source of this 2594-nucleotide messenger RNA. RefSeq names its product tumor necrosis factor ligand superfamily member 15-like (gene tnfsf15). Bases 178 to 846 code for a protein of 222 amino acids. Gene Ontology annotation, molecular function: tumor necrosis factor receptor binding. Lineage: Eukaryota; Metazoa; Chordata; Chondrichthyes; Lamniformes; Lamnidae. Gene Ontology annotation, biological process: immune response. Gene Ontology annotation, cellular component: membrane. The transcript has 4 exons. The record is from RefSeq and is a predicted model, not a curated record.
AAACACAGCUUGCUUCGAGUUUCGUAUCGUAGGCGGCAUUCCCUGUACGGAUUCCCCACGUCACAGCUCCUUAGGAAAGCUACAGUUUAUAUGUCGGGGGAGCUAAAGACAAGAAAUCAAAUCGCCACCUCUUCGAGCAAAGCGAGACCCCCCCGGUGACACACCGCUACAGCACUCAUGGAUGUAAAGGGCGAGGACGCCGUGGCUAUGAUGGGACAAGCGGGCGAGCUGCAGCUGCAGGGCGCUCGCUGGAAGCGCACUCGCCUGCUCCUCGCUUGCUGCGUGAGCUGCUGCUUCCUGCUCGCAGCACUCAGCGUUUACCUUCUUCUCCAGCACGUCGCUCCGAAGGGUGAAACACAGACUGAUUCCGAAAUGCUUCGACAACCUUUCGAUACCGCUGACAAACCAAGGGCACAUCUGACAGCCAAAGAGACUCUUCCUGAUAAGAUCGAUGGUCAAUACUUCGCUCUCCAAUGGGAAGACAAGAAUGGACUUGCUUUUACUAAGGGCAGCCUAAAUUAUCAGAACCGGGCACUUACUAUUCCCAGAAAAGGAGACUACUUUGUAUACUCGCAAGUCUCAUUUAGAGGUACUAGAAGCAACAAGUUAAAAAACAUUACUCAUAUCACUCAUAUCAUUACUAAAUUGACUUCAAGUUAUCCUGAUCCCACACAGCUACUGAGUUCCACCAGAUCUAUCAAUGGAGAUCCAUGGCAUGUGGCUAUCUAUUUAGGGGCAGUAUUUCACCUAGAGCAAGGGGACAGGAUAGUAGUAAAUGUCAGCAGUGUGAAUCAAGUGGAUUUUACCAAUGAUCAUAAAACUUACUUUGGUGCCUUUUUACUAUGAUAGCUCAGUUAAAUAGGAAGUGCUGUAUUCAUUAAUUAGGGGAGUUAAACAGAAAGUUGGAGGGCUAUAUAUGACACCUUACCUGAAGUUCUAUUUACCCCAUCCACUCUGGCUCACUAGCACAAAUUUGUGAAGCAGAAGUUUUUCAUUGACGGACUUUUAAAUAAUGUUAUAUAGGCACAAAGUCAACCUGUGAACUGGGGAAUACAGUGAAGGGUUGCCCAUGUCAGAUGGAGGUUUCCAACCUUGCCAUUUGAAUUGAAUAAAUUGGCCUCCUGGCACAUUGUUGAAAAGUGACAGACCAAGAAAUCCAACACUGGGAUGCUGGAGCAGCUGCACCGAAAGUGUGCAGUCUUGAGAAUUGAACUGCCCGACAAUGGAAAUGAGGACAAUGCAAAACAGUUAACAAGAACACAGCAAAAACACCGAGAAGAGUAAAGGAUUAAGCUGACCUAUCUGCCUGCCUUCUGUGGUGUUCUAACUGAAUCACUGUGGCCCUUAUAUGAUGUGAAUUUGACACCCCUCUUUUAGAUCAUUCCACUGUUAACAGCUGGAAAUAAACUCCUGCAUUUAUAUUUAGAACAUUUUGUGCCCAGACUUCAAAUGCAGUAACAAUGACACUAAAAUGCAAAGUAAAGCAGUGAAAAUUUAGUCAACAGAGCAGAUGGAAGAGUCAGUUCCACGUUUACUGUGUGCUUUUCUUGACACAAGGAAACAUUUCCAGACCAGUGCAUAUUUUCAAUUUAAGUUCUCAAAUUUAUGAUGUGAAUUAUGUUGCUAUGUAAUAGACAAUUUUCAUAUAUAUUUAUGUACUAUCAAAUGUUGAUGACUAAUUAGAAUAAUAUACAUCACUCGAAGAAUGCAGAGCUUAGAGCUGAGUACAUCAUAUUUAGUGGGAAAUGUCCCUGAUAUUAUUAGUUGUACUUAUGUGUAUACGUAAAGAUAUAGGCAUGCAUGUACAGGACCAACUGAAUGUUCAGCAGCCACUUCAUUUGCUACAAAGGUUAGCCCAUCAUCUAUUCCUUAUUAUGAUCUGCACCUAAGCUACAGAUUGUGAACAUGUUUUAUAUUAAAACUUAUUUUAUUUAGUGACAUAUUUUACAUAUUGUAUGAUCAUGUCAAAAUACCUAUCUGGUACUGUAGAAAUUCUUUGGACUAACUAUUAUUUAUCUAUUGAAUCUUUAUCAAGAUUCUGGAUUUUUAACUAGUUUGUAGGAUGUAUUUCAUUCCAAUAGCACUAAUUUCAAACACAUGUUCUCCUCAUGGUUCAUGGAAUUUAUCUAACAAUUAAUCACAUCAUACAAACCCGGAAGAUCCCAAAUUUGACAAAUUAAUUCAGCUUUGAAAGCUGCAGUGGACCAGGUUUGGGGGGCGUGGGGUUUGUAGGGGAAAAAAUCAACCCAACCUCCUGCUUCUGAUGCUAUCUGGUGACCCCCAGUUAGAAAUGCACAUGCUGCGAACAUUGGAUGAGAAUAGGGUAAGGCUAAGUGCUGCCACUCCCACAGUUGAAUAGCCUGCCAACAAUCACACAUGAAUAAUUGUGAAGUGGGUAAGGAGGGUGCUCCCAAUGGAACUGUAGUCUAAUAAGGAAUCAAUGUUUUGCGAGGAAGGGAGAAGUUGUGAGAAAAAUUCUAUAAAUUACAUUUUUAUGUUGCAUUUAACAUAUUGUACUCCUGGUUGUUAAUAUCGUGAUUUAAUAUCCAUCUAAAAAAAUUAAUAUUUAAUGAAAUAAAGGCUGAAAUUAAGGU